GAUUGGCUGGGGAGAAAAUGAUUUUUCUUUUUCUUUUUUCUUAGUCUCGUUUGCGCUGCUCUCUCUCUCUCUCUCUUUCUCAGUUUGCAAUUCAGAUAGAGAAUGGUUUGGAUUGGCUUCGAUUUCUCCGGUUUCUUCUUCUAUCAUCUUUGGUUCUGCUCUCAUCUCUCCCUUCUACAAUCACCACCGGUAAUAUCGUUCAUCAAGACGAUUCUGAACCACGUUGAUCGAAAACAGAGUUCCGAAACUGGAGGUCGGCGACGGAGAAAACAAAACUCUUAUCUAAAAAUCCCGCUGGUGUUUCAAAUUUGAAGGGUUUUUGUUCGGUAUUGUAGUUUUGGAUGGAAGAUAGUGUGGUUGAUGAUGUUAUAAAGAGGUUACUGGGAGCGAAAGAGGCUCCUAUCAAGAUUUGCGGUAUUCAUUUAUCCGAACCACAAGUCUUUACAAUUUUGUUAUUUGAUUUGCUUAGAUUACGUUUGAUUAUUAAAACCGGUUUCGAUGUUGAUUAGCUAAUUAGAACUGUUGAAAUUAUUAAUUUAGAGGAAUUUUUACUAUGAUGAUUGGUCAAACUUGUGUUUCUUAGAUAGGAGAGCUUGGUUAGUUUUGUAAAAAAUGCGUAUGAAUCUGCUGCUUUGUGUGGGGAUUGAGUUUCUGGUGAGCGUAGUACCAAAGCUCAAGUCACUCUUAGCCCAAUUCUCUCAAACAGGUUAUUCUCUUUUUGUUCUUAUGUAUAUAUAUCCCUCGAUGAAUAUAGUUCUCUGUCUGUUUACAAGUUUGUGUUUUGUCUGAGUUCUUGUAUCUGCUUGUGUUUAUUAUAUCUACAGAUACUUGUUUGAUAGUUCAUGUAUUAAUUGUUAUCUAGUAUUAGUUUUAUGAGAUUAGGUAUAUAGAUGAUUGAGUACAAACUUGUAAAUCGAUUUUGAAGAAGAAGCUGAGGACGGCUGUGGAUAUUGAGGAUGUUAGGAGAGAAGUUGAGAUCAUGAGGCAUAUGCCUGUUCAUCCUAAUGUUGUUACUUUGAAAGAGACUUAUGAAGAUGAGCAUGCUGUUCAUUUGGUUACGGAGCUUUGUGAAGGUGGUGAGUUGUUUGAUAGGAUUGUUGCUAGAGGUCAUUACACCGAGAGAGCUACUGCUGCUGUCACUAAAACCAUCAUGGAAGUUGUUCAGGUGUGUCACAAGCAUGGGGUAAUGCAUAGGGACCUGAAACCAGAGAACUUCUUGUUUGGAAACAAAAAGGAGACUGCACCUCUCAAGGCGAUUGAUUUUGGUCUCUCUGUUUUCUUUAAACCAGGUAAUGUGGCUUUGGUGCUCUAUAAAAACGUUAUCACUCUGAGAUGA
Molecule: messenger RNA, 1336 nt
Organism: Camelina sativa (false flax)
Lineage: Eukaryota; Viridiplantae; Streptophyta; Magnoliopsida; Brassicales; Brassicaceae
Source: RefSeq, a predicted model, not a curated record